GCACGACCAUGUCCAACUGACUCAAAUUUCCUUAGAAUCACUACAAAUGUGAAUUAAACACAUUCAAAUCAAAUAAAGAAUAAAAUUUACCCAGGAGAGUUACCAUAUAAUCUUGGAUCAAGGAUAACACAGGGUCGUGAUUUUUAUAGAGGUGUAUAUAUCAUCUCUACUGUCAAGUUCCAAAUGUCACUUUUGACUAAUCUUACUCCCAUUUAUUUUGCUGCAUUCAUUCUUUUUACUGAAGCAACGGUUCAAGUGGUUCCUGAAAAUUGUAAAGUUCGAACUUGCGGCACCGGUACAGUACUGUUUAAUCCCACCGACGUGCGUAAAACAUGCUGGUCGCAAGAAGAACUCGCCAUUUUAACUGCUCGCAUCAUACUAGAGGACGUUAUUCCUGAUUCUAAAUUAAUAACCGUAGAGUGCAACGAAGAUGUCGACGAUAUGGUUCAUUAUUUCAAGGAAGUAAUAAACACAAUACGAACCAAAACAGCAGCUCGCAAACGUCACUUAAUGCUCUUUGCCUUAACGGAUCUUCUAGGAGGUUUUCUGCAUCACGCCUUUUUACCAAUGGCCAAAAAGGCCUACUACUCGGGCGCUGUUGAUUAUUUGUACAUGGAAAAACUGAUACAGCUUUACGAAGAAAUCAAAUGGUUUCUACGUACCAAUGGGCAAGGUUGGACUAAACCGAUGUUAGUGGACAGUGUAGUAAGAGUGCCUAUAAUCGAAAUAGCUUCUAUUACAGCUGAUAAAAAUAAAAGUUGCCAUAAAGUCAUGUUCUAUGAAAAAGAGCCUAUAAGUGGCAAAACCAAAAGAUCUACAUUAGAAAAAGGUAUUUACUUUCCUUUACCGUUUUUCGAUGCUAAAGUCCGACCUACAGCCAUAGCCCUUCCCCUGAAACAUUUUGCGUUAAGAAACAUAGAAUCUAAACGAGCAUCUUAUAUUAUCGUAAAAUACUUCAUUUUAGCAGAGAAAUGCUUAAGAGAAAAGAAUGCUAAACAAGAAAUGGUAGAUACAUUCCAUAAUAACCUAUACACUUGGAUUGAGAAAGAUGUUUUACCAAAAUUGUCAGAUGAAAAGUUUUAUGCGGCUUUUGGAGGAAUUUUAAGGCUACAAGAUACAUUGAAGGCCUCAGGAGCUAAAUUAGGCAAUAAACCGUGUAAUACUGAGGAAGGCGAAGAAGAAGUGGGAGCUGUUCCAGGAGUUGGCUGUAACUCCAGACGAAAUAAGCUACUUUUGAUAGCUAUGCUUGUGGUUAUUGUGGCUUGGUUUACAAUUGGCACUUGCUUUAUUUGUUAUAGGAUGAAAAAUACUAAAGACGAAGAUAAGGAUGAUUAUCCAGAUGAAUCUUUUAUUAAAGAAUCUUCAUCAAUGUCAUCAAAGUGGUCCUCAUCCAAAACUAACAUCACAUGUAAAUGUCCCGAGUCUAUGACUAGCGGAAGAUCUCAAGAGUUUUCUUCUACAAGCGAAUAUGACACGAAAAAAUCGAAAAGAAGAAGAAAACCUAAAGGUUCUCCAUGUGUGUGUCCUAGCAGUCCUGCAAUUAUAGACACACAACAUUCAAUGAAAGUAUUACCGCCUAUUGCUGAAAUGUCUGAACAAUCCCAACAAUUUUCUAAGAAAUUAGGCUCGAAACAAAGUUUCAGGAAAAUAUCAUUUGCUGAAGCAUCUAGUAGUGAUGGUGGUGGUAAAGUGUGCGCUCCACCAUGGGCUCAGACCAAUAAAACUAUACCAUGCCCAAUUCUCUCUGAUAAGAGCAUCAUUUAUUCUGGCACCAGUUUGUCAGCUAAAAGCAAUCAGACAUCCAGUGACAAUCCAUCGUCUAAAGAUAACAUUCAAGAAAGAUCGUCUAGAGAUAACAUUCAAGAAAGAUCGUCUAGAGAUAACAUUCAAGAAAGAUCGUCUAGAGAUAACAUACAAGAAAGAUCGUCUAAAGAUAACAUUCAAGGAAGAUCAUCUAAACAUGAAUUUGGUGGACAGCCUUUAGCUAAUUCAACAAUGAUGAGCGAUUCUGCACGGAGUAGCAUACAACAAAAGUCCUCCAAGGAACGAUUUUCCACACCAAUGAAAAAAGUUAGUCACAGUGACACUCCAGAACAGUAUAACACUGCAGAACAGUAUUUAUUCGAAGAUGAAGAAUCUAAAAAGCCUACUAAUCAAGAUACAAUGUACUAUAGCUACCAUGCUGAAGCAUGUCAUUCAAGCAUGACUGGAGAUUAUCAUAGACCGAAUCCGAAGAGUCCUUUAAUUUUUGGUUAUGACUUUCAAUCGACAAGCUCUUCUGAAUUAAGUGAUGAUGAUUAGUGUAUUUUUUAGUCAAUAAACUAAUAGAAGGCAUUGAGUUUUCUUACCAUAUAAAGUCCAAUCAGUGACAGGAGCUACAGAAAUACCACAUUUAAACACAUUAUCGGUGUCUGUAGCCAAAGCCAUUCCAGCUGCGUAACCCCCGUAGCUCCAGCCCCAAAUUGCUGUCCUGGAAGCGUCUACAUAGGGCAGCUUUUGCUGGAUAAUUCUAUAAUAACAUCAAUAGGUUUUAAGGAAAAAGUUUUAGAAAAAAAUGCUUACUUGGUAACGUUGAUUUGAUCGACUACCUCUACAGUGCCCAAUUUUCUGUAGCCCGCAAACAGUAAAUUGUUGCCUCUAAGCCCAGAGCCUCUUCCAUCGAUUGUGGCAUAGAUAAUGCUUCUAUUAGCUGCCAAAUAGCUGCCCCAGUCCAGGGAGAACUUAUCGAUUACUUGGUAGGUGUCUGGUCCACCAUACC
Molecule: messenger RNA, 2758 nt
Organism: Ceutorhynchus assimilis (cabbage seed weevil)
Lineage: Eukaryota; Metazoa; Arthropoda; Insecta; Coleoptera; Curculionidae
Source: the annotation of a GenBank genome assembly